Molecule: messenger RNA, 34193 nt
Organism: Paramuricea clavata
Lineage: Eukaryota; Metazoa; Cnidaria; Anthozoa; Malacalcyonacea; Plexauridae
Source: the annotation of a GenBank genome assembly
GACCGGAGUUGGGAGCUCGGGACAAGGCUGCUCGUUUGACACUGAGGGGUUGAAAAAUGGCGGUGGCAACGGAGGGACGAAAAUUGGAAGUUGAACUGGAGGGACGAAAAUUACAGCUGUGUGCAGGAUGUUUCUUCCCACCUGUACACCUAAAACAAGUAUGCUUAAAAAUGCAUGGCCAGAGCAACCAAGGCCCUGGUGAAACUUCCGGCAAAACCCUUUAGGUACGAAUAGCCCACGCUGACUGAAACUUUGCGAUUUUGGUUUUGGCUUAGCAAAAUUCUGUGCCCGGAUCCUUAAUUCCCAAUGGGUGGAUCCCCAGGGCAUUUCGUUGGCAUGGGUAUGCUUCAAAUAGCGAAACUGGGUGUCAUAGAAUUGGCAAUUACCUGCCUGAGCAGCCAAAUCCCGAACCACUUCACCAUAUUUCAUAAGUGCUGGGGCCUCCAACGGGUGCAUGCUGGUAUAAACCCCAACAAAUACUUGAAAAGCAGUCGUCCACACCUCAAAGUUGUGAAUAGCUUUAGCCUUUGUAGUGGGUUCUAAAGCAAGUGUUGGUACUGAACCCUCGGAUAUGCCGAGAGAAAAAUGGUAGCGGGUAUCGCCUACUUGGGGGUUUAUAAGUAACCCAAAAUCUAUAAAUUUGUUGCCCCAAAUCUUCAACUUAAUCUUGGGGUUGACCUGGGCAUCGGUUGGAAUACUAACAGAAUUGAAAUUAGAUAUACCUGGUCCAACAGAACUUGCCAUGAGGUGUGGACAAAUUACUCCCAAUUGUGCUACAUCACCUGGAAGCUUUUCCAUGGCUGCAGCUACUGGCCCCUGCCCUUGAGCGUCAGCCACAGAAAUGCCCUGCAGUGGUACCUCCCUCGUGUUAGAUUCCAAAGGCAAUGUCACAGGAUUGUGUUGAGGCAUUUGCAAAGACUCCAUAACAGCCUGGGUCACUGCAGAAGUAAUUCUGGCAAUAGUGGAAUCCGAAAGGUCCGGAGGAGUCGUUCCUUGCACUGUAGGAGUCGUUCCUGGCACUCACGGGUGGAGCUAGGCCUGGAUCCUGAACAAUUGGUUGGUGGCUCAGUUCUUGUUGAUCUCGGACGAGCAGCCAUAGGCUACUCUGCACGCCGUUGGAUGCGGGUACUUGGUCUUGGCAUUAUUUCUAAAGAGAAACUGCAAACAGGGCAGACUACAAGCCACUGAUAAUAUCUUGUCACAUGAUAGGGCAAUAUAUUACCAGGCACUGUUCCACAACAAACACAAUUUUAAAGUUUACAACAAACAAACAUCUACUGAUCUACAACUCUAUAGUAAACGAUUGUUGUUAAAUAUGGCAUACCACAAAGGUAGCCGAACAAAUUAAUAACUGGGCCAUCUGAAAACAACUUGCCGCGCCGUCCCACAUAUAUUGAAUUGAACUAUGGGCAUUUGAACACCUAGGUCCUAUCCCAUGUAGGCAUAUAUUUCCAUGACCAAGAAACUGUGGCCUAAAUUUAUGCUAAAAGUGCAUAAAUUCAAGGACAAUACUGUACAGUGGUUUGAUUCAAACAGAACGACAAAACAAUUAACAUUUGUACAAAAGGCCCCAAGUACACAACAUAAACUAUAUACAGUACGGUACCUCACAUCACACUAUAUAUAUAAAACAGAAGCCACAAAUUCAUGAAUGUUUCCUUCGCAUGAAAAUAUAAUUGCUCAAUUCUCAAUGUGGUAUUUGCAAACAGCAAUUGCUCAGCCCAGACACAUAUUCACACAGACCCUUGGGCCCCGGGAAUUACACCAUAAAUUGAUAAUCAUAUCACAUUUGUAUGAUUUGUAUUAAUGUCGUUUAUGACUUUAUUGAAUAUAUGCACAUGACAUUUAAUAAGUACAAUAACCUUGGAAAAAUCCAAGUACUGCAAAUAAUAUGAAGUAAAAUAUCGAUCGUGCAACAUAUUAAGAGCUUUAAAAAUUGCUCCUCGAUAACUCCUGUAUAAGAUAUACUGUCCGUGGGGGUUGCAGUGAACCCCAUCAGGAGACAACAAAUCAAUUCUACCAUUGUCAACUUUACGAUGGUCCCAAAGAAAUACGCCACGUUCAUUCGCCAAAACGACAGACAAAUACUGUCGCAGAAUAGAAGCUUUUGCAUUAAAAGCAUGGUCCGGUGUAUCGGAAUGCGGAAUGUGCCUAUUUAUAACUUGGCACACGGCAAUGACCUUUAUGGUUAACUCGUCACGCAUAUAGCGUACGAGAUCGUCUAUCCGCGAACCGACCACCUCCGGAGAAAGGUUUUACAAAUCGUUCGUCCCUAUUUCCAAAACGACGAUAUCCGGUUUUAGAAGGAAAUAUCAUACUUAAACACUUCGACCGCCCGUGCACUUCAAAGAUACGUACAAGCCUGAAUCGGCCAGGUUAAAAUUUUGUUUGGAAAGGGAAUCAAAACCAUUAUUUAAAUCGUCAUUUAAGCGGCUCACAAAAGAAUGGCCAAAUACCAAAACAUUAGGAAUGAAACCCGACAUAUUUCUUGAGGAUAAAUAAGAUAAAUAAGAUAAAAGGAAACACACAAACCUGAAAAAACUUUGGAAGAAAGUAUGCAAGUGUUGAUCCUGACUGACUUCGGUAGAAUAACCUAACCUUGACACUCGCGCCUUUUAUACGCAGCAUCAGAGUAAAAUUCCCAAAUGUAGCAACUUCUCCCCGUAAUAUUUCGUUGCAUGCGUUACGUCAUCAUUUCAUUACCUAUAGUAAAUCUAACUAUAUAUGUAUAUAAUAGGGAAAGCAAUAAAAUUACUAUUCGGUGAACAAAUAGUUCCUAUGUAGUUCUAAUAGCAAUAGUCAUCAUUUUCCUAACGCAGUACAUUUGGUGGUUUUUGUCAAGACCAAUACUUUCUAACAUGUCUAAAAAUGUAGAACAUUCUUCUGCAAAAAUACCUAAAGAGCUGACAGAGAGAUUUAUAAAUUUAACUUGGUUAAAAUUUUUACCUAGCUGUCUCAAUAAUUCUCUAUAUUUAUCCUUCUUCCGUUUUACGUUGUUCUUGAGGUUUGUCUCAUAACCAGUAGUGAGUUCGACCACAUAUAAGGAACCAUUUGAGCACGAUAAUAACAAAUCUGGGCGAUACGUAUCACCAGUAAGUAUUGAAGGGCUUUUGAAUCCAUGUAGAUCAGCGUAGAGAGUAGAACCGUCAACAGUUUGUAAAGUAUUAGCAAGAAAGUUCAGGACUGAAUUGUGUCUCCACGUAAAUCGGUCGAGAUAAAACUGACAUCCAGCUACUAUGUGUAGUAAUGUUUCAGGGCUAAGACAAAAAGAACAGUCUGCAUUUGAAGAUAUUGCCCAUUUGUUUAGGUUUUUGCGCGUCGGAAGAGAGUUGUUAAUGUAACGAAUGGUAAAGUUGUAAAUGUUUUUCGGGAGCUUUGAUUGGGCGAUGGACCACACCUUGUUAAACUGGGGUAAAGCGAACUUUGUGACGCUGCAGAAAAAGGAUCCUUGACUCGUUAAUUGGGUCAGGAGUUUGUUUUCGUGUCCAGAACGAAAAUCUUUGAGAACUCCCUUAGUAGAGUUAUAAGCGUCAUAUUGGAUAUUAGUAUGGUUACUGGUUGCUUUCCACAGGUCGUUAGUUGAUUCAUUAGGAGAAGAUUUUAAAGCUUUUCGGAGGAUUGUUUGACACUGGAUAAAUUUUACAGAUGGAGGAUAAAUACUCAGACCAAAUUUGUUAUUUGUUAGAAAGACAGUACUUAGUGUUCCUGAUAUUGGUACUUCAAGCCAUCUGCGGAUAUAUUUGUUGGCAAUAGAAUCGAUAUUUUCAGUAACCCAUGUUUUAGAGAGUGUUGCGACGGUAAAGUGCCAGGCUAACUUGGACAAGACGUAGCGACUGUAGAGGAGCAGUUUAUUUUUGGGGUGUAGUGGCUUUGAGUCAAUAUCAGACAUUAGUUCAUUAAGUAGGGUUGUUAGUUCAGUUUUAUGAUUAUCAUUCGACAUGUGGAAAUCAAAGUAACGUCCUAAAUAUUGAAAUGAUUCUCCAAUGGUGAUUUUUGGUAUUAGUUGAUUGCUGAUGAGGAGUUUUGGCAAGUACUGGAUUGAUUUUGUGAUCGCUUUUUUAAUGCCAAAGGUACUGCAUUUGUCAACUCGGAUAAUCAUAUCGGACCAUUGGCACCAGAUAGAAAAUCGAUUUAAUAGAUGUUGGUUUUCGGAUUCUUGGCCAGUAAUUACAGCCGCGUCAUCAGCAAACUGGAACCAGUGGAUGGGAUUUAGUAAUUUGAAGGAAAACCCAAAUUGACGGUACUUUUCAGCCUUGAUAUGCUGAAUGAAUGUAUUGAAGCACAUGUUAAAAAGCAGAGGACUGAGGGAAUCUCCUUGCAAUACGCCACGGCCAACUGUCAUAAAAGGAGUGCGGAAUUCAGAGGUAAUUAUCGAGGUUUGGAAAUCAGUAUAUAAACUUUUUAUAACAAAUUUUAUAUGAUCAGGGAUAUGGUGGUAGUCAAGUACGGAUUGGAUGAGGUUGUGAUGGAUUUCGCCGAAGGCAUAUAUUCUUAAGAUCAAGUAGGGUGAUGACAACAGAGCGUUGUCUGAUCCGAGCUUUAUUAAUAAUGUCAGCCAUUUGUGCAGUAUGUUCUAGAGUGCCAGAUAGGUUAGGGGUGAAGCCUUUUUGUAUGUUGUGUUCGACGAAGUUAUUAGAUGCGAGGAAGGAGUAUACUGCGUUUCGAAGACAAGAUGUAAAUACUUUUAAAGGUACGGAUUCGAGUGUUAUGGGGCUGAAAUUUGAAGGGUCACUAUUGUUGCCUUUCUUGUGGAUUAGUAUGGUAUAUGCUCUUUUCCACUCAGUUGGGACAGUUCCACAUAGCCAAAUAUCGUGAAUUAGCUCAGUAAGGUAAGUUCUCAGAUAAGGACAAUGCUUGAAACUUAUUAUAGAAAGUUGAUCAAGAGGGCGGGGGUCAAGGUUAAAUUGAACUUCAGGAUCAGAUAACUUUGGGAUCCAGCUGGGAAUUACAAAUAGCUUGUUAGGAUUAAUUUUAGCCAGAGAUUUAGAGAAAUAAGAAAGGCAAUCAGUCAUGUUAAAUGAUGGUAAUACUGCGUCUUUUCUAUGGAUUAUAUUUUUAACAUAGCCCCAAAAGCUUCGUUCCAGAUAUUUGUUGUGAUUAAAAGACUCACUGUCAUUUAAGUCAUCGGCGUCGUUGCUAUUGUUACGGAGCCUGUCACGCAAUGUACGCGAUACGUAUUUAAUUUCACUGAGUUCACCCUUUUUGGAUUUUAAAUUUUGUAAAGCUUUCUUUAACUCUUUAACCGUAUACUCUUUAUAUUUAGCUACCAUAUUUUUGUCGUGUACAGUUUCAGUAUGUCCAUAAUUAUUUGCAAAGUAGUUGUAUAUCGCGUCAUUUAAAAGCUUGAUUUUUGAAUUUAGAUCUUGAAAUGUGAUUGGAUCAUUUGGCUGGAGUGCAUAUUUAAAAUAAUCAUUAGCCGUUGACCAUUCAGAAUCAUUUUUCGGGAGAUUUAUGCCUUUCUUCAGUUCAGGAAAACUUUCGUAAUUAACUGUAUUAAUAUCAUUGCCAUUGUGUUCAUUUUCUGAAAUAUUUUCGCUGUUAUCCGUAGUUAUUUGCUCCUCCAGAUCUGCACAAAGCUCGUCGUUAAGGCCAUGUAUCACUUGACAACUGCGCUGAUGCAUUUUAAGGCCGCGCGUCCCUUUGCAUAUCUUGCCACAACAACAUUUAACAACCGUGCGACUUGACACAGGAACAUUAGGGGACUGCACUACAGGCACUUGCCUUGUAGUAGCGUCAGGGGGAUCUUGUUCUGCUUGGUUAAUCCGUUGUUUACAACGCCAUGAAUGGCGACCGAGCGAGACGAAGUCUUUAUCACAAAACGAACAGACGACGCAAGUCAAUAGCAUGGCAAUAAAACUUGAACGAAUCAUGAUGAUGAUCUUUUUAUGAUUAUAAAUUUAACAAUUAGUAAGAAAUACUGUGAUUCAAAUACAAAACCAGCGAUAAAACUAUGACAUGUACAGAGCACGUCUGAACACGGCUCUGCUCGAUGUAAUAAUAAUAAUAAUAAUAAUAAUAAUAAUAAUGGAAACUUUAUUGAAUUUUUUACGUAUAUAUAUACAAUUGUAAAUCUCACUACUGACUUAGGUAAUUUACAAUUGGCUACAUGAAUCACGGAGUACUACAUAUGUACUAUUUGCAGUAAAAACAAGAAUAAAAUGGGUAUAUGAUUAUAUAUAUAUAUAUAUUGUUAUAUGUAGUUAUUAAUUUAAAUGUUUAACAAUUCAGGGUUUGUCCACUCUUUGCUUCGACAGCAAAAAAUAUAGUACGUCGCUCUAAUGGCAUAAGACGUCAUCUUUUUUAUGCAGUAAUGUUGCUGCUUUUUAUCCAUUCCUAUAGUGUCUAACAUUUCUAAAAAGGUGAAGCAUUCUUUGUCAAACACACCGAGAGAGCUCAUUGAUAGGUUUACAAAUUUAACAGAAUUAAAGUGACCCCUUUGAUCUUCAAUUAGAUCUUUGUAUUUUGCUUUUUUGCGUUUAACGUUAUUAUGUAGAUUAGAUUCAAACCCGACAGUAAGUUCAAGGACAUAAAGAUCUUCAUUUGGGGUAAUUAGGAGUAAGUCCGGUCGAUAUAGGUCACCAGUUAUAAUUGACGGGCUUUUGUGUCCGGAUAGGUCAGCAUAAAGUUGACAUGGAUUUGUUGUUUGAAACGUUUCAGCGAGAAAGUUUAAAAUAGAAUCAUGUCUCCAAGUAAAGCGCUGAAGGUACGAUUGGCAGCCGGCUACCACGUGUAGUAGGGUGUCAGGACACAAACAAAAGGAACAUUCGGGACUUGAAGCUAAACCCCAUCUUGUAAGGUUUUUUCGCGUAGGAAGAGAAUUAUUUAUGUAACGGACGGUGAAGUUGAAAAUGUUCUUUGGCAGUUUUGAUUGAGCGGCAGACCAAAGUGUGUUUAACUGUGAAAAGGAAAACUUUGCAACAUUCGAGAAAAAUGAACCUUGACAAAUUAAACGGUGUUGAAGCUUAUCUUUUUGUCCAGAAUGAAAAUCCUUGAGAACUUCCUUUGUUGAAUUAUAUAUGUCGUACUGAAUAUUAGUGUGAUUGUUAGUUGAUUUCCAGAGUUCUUUUAUGGAAUCAUUUGGGGAUGUUUUUAAGGCGUUGCGUAGGACAGUUUGACAUUGGAUAAAUUUGACGGAUGCAGGGAGGAUAUUCAGACCGAAUUUGUUAUGGGUUAGAUAAAUAUUACUUAAUGUUCCAGAAAUGGGUAUUUCAAGCCACUUUCUGAUGUAUUGAUUAAUCACAGAAUCGAUUGUUUCCGUUACCCAGGUUUUCGACAGGGUUGCAACAGUGAGAUGCCAGGAUAUUUUGGAUAGAACGUAGCGGUUAUAUAGAAUAAGUUUGUUUUUUGGGUGUAGAGGUUUAUGGUCGAUAUCAGACAUUAGUUCAUCAAUGAGGGACAUUAGUUCAGAUUUGUGUCCUUGGUCGGACAUAUCAAAAUCAAAGAAUCUUCCUAGAUAUUUAAAAGAUUCUCCCAUUUGAAUAGUAGGUAUAAGACCAUUGUUAAUUAGCAGUUUCGGUAAGUACUGAACGGAUUUUGUCAAAACUUUCCUGAUGCCGAAGGUGCUACAUUUAUCAACUCUGAUUAUCAUGUUCGACCAUUGACACCAGAUUGUGAAUCGGUUUAAGAGGUGUUGGUUUUCAUAAUCUUGGCCAGUGAUAACAGCCGCGUCAUCAGCAAAUUUAAACCAGUGAAUGGGAUUGAGGAAGUUAAACAUGAAACCAAAUUGACGGUACUUGUCAGCUUUUAUGUGCUGAAUGAAAGUAUUAAAGCACAUGUUGAACAGCAGAGGGCUAAGACAAUCACCUUGUAGCACACCACGGCCAACAGUUAUGAACGGAGUGCGGAAUUCAGAAGUUAUCACGGAAGUUUUAAAAUCAGUAUAUAAACUUUUGAUAACAUUUUUGAUGUGGUCAGGAAUAUGAUGAUAUUCAAGUAUAGAUUGAAUUAAGUUGUGAUGAACUUCACCAAAAGCAUUCUUAAGGUCAAGGAGAGUGAUGACAAGAGAGCGCUGUUUAAUCCGUGCUUUGUUUAUAAUAUUCGCCAUUUGAGCAGUGUGCUCCAUAGUACCUGAAAGAUUUGGUGUGAAGCCCUUUUGUAUGUUAUGUUCGAUAUAAUUAUUUGCGGCGAGGAAGGAAUACAGUGAAUUACGGAGACAGGAUGUAAAUACUUUCAAAGGAAUUGUCGGAGCGAAAACGAACAGUUGACAAACUAACGCCAUUUUGGCGACAUAAAGUACAUUAAUUAGACGGAAAAAAUGGCGGAAAACACAUGGCCGCGUUGAAGUUGUUAUUUAUCGUUUUUAUUAAAUAUUUGUUUUAAAAAACUAUGAAAUGAGUGAAUGUUUAGUGAACCAGCACGUAAAUGUAGGUCUCGACUACAUUUUUGGUCCUUCGACAGUCGGAUUGUAGAAUUUCAAGGGAAAUUCGAGUAAAUAUCGAGGGGUAAAAAUACGUAAAUAUAUUGGUUUUAUAUAUUGUCCUAUUGGACUUGUUGCAUCAUCGGCAAACAAGAAAAUUUGGAUUUCCAUCGGAAUUAAAGGAAAUUCGACAAUCGUAAGUACAUUUUGGAUUGUAUUUUGGUUGUAUAUUGUGAACAUUAUCGUGGGGAAAAAUGAGUGAUACAGAAACAACUGAGAACGAGGCUCAAGAGACGGUGGUAAUAGUUAUAUCGGAUUUUAAGAAGCAGAAACGAAAUGCAAAAUCGUUGUUGACACGUUUGUUAACACAGUUAUCCUGUUUGUUGUCAGAGGAAAACCCUAAUCGAGAGAAUAUAUGCCAUUUAUUGGUUAAAAUCGAUGAACAGAAAGACAUUUGUUUGGAGGUAUUAGAUAAGCUUGAGGAAGCAUACCAGAAAAGUGGGGAUAAACAAAACGCAUUAAGAAUAGGUGAUGAAUCGGACAAAAUAGCUGAGCAAGUGGAUGUUGAAACACAUGCCUCACGUCAAUUUUUGUUAUCGUUAGUCAAGAAAUCUGUGCAUUUAAAAAACAAUGUUGCUAUGGCAACUGAAUCUCAACCGACCAAUACACAACAGCUGGCCCAGGAAAUUAUUACUACAGAAAAUAUGGAAACACCCUUGUUGGAAAAUGAUGGAGUACAAACUGAAUCGAAUAGCAGUUUGCCGCAAGAGACACAUCAAGUAAACAGUAACAUUGCACAUGAACAAUUAUCAAGUGGAAACAACACUACAUUUGUUGACAAUGGAAUUGGAACACAGUCGUCUGAGUCGUCCAGCAGCCAAUCGGAAUUAAACACGACUUCACAAAGUGGAAGUGCUCGCAGAGUGGAUGGACAUUUGGAGCGAAUUCGAAUUCCUAUUUUUACAGGAGACAAAAUGAAGUUUCAACAAUGGAAUGCCGCUUUUACUAGCUGUGUAGAUAAAACGUCAUUGAGUCCACAGUUCAAAAUGCUUAGACUAGAAUCAUGUUUACGAGGAGAAGCAGCCGAUACAGUUAGGGGACUUGGAUACUCGCAAGAAGCUUACAAUGCUGCAAGGGCUAGAUUGGAGAGAAAGUAUGGUGGUAGUCGGAGACAGGUUCAGAGUCAUUUAGAAGAAUUAAAAAAGUUGAAACCAUUACAAGAGGAAAAUGCCAGAGAAUUGGAAAUCUUUGCGGAUGUUUUAGAGCGGGCUGUCAUUUGCCUCAAAGAGAAUGGUAGACAAGCGGAUCUUGAAGCCGGAACUUUAUACACCAUUGUUCUUGAGAAGAUCCCGGAGAAAUUACUCUCCCAAUACUACAGAUGGCUAAGAGAGAAACAAAAGGAAGAAUCCAUGGAGACAUUAAAGGAUUGGAUUUCCCAAGAAGCCGAGUACCAAAUUCAGGCCUCAGAAAUUAAGCAUGGGUUUCGGAAGAUACGAGCAGAAAGAGUCGAUGGAAGCGGAAGUGGUUGCGGUCGAGGCGGACGGACCUUCUAUGGAAAACCAGUUGAUGGAGGUGACAAAAGAGUCAAGAAAUGCCAAGUUUGCACAGAGAUCCACCCUAUUUGGAAGUGUACAAAAUAUCGAGAUCAGUCAAUAGAAGACAAGUGGAAAAUGGCAAAGAAGUUAGGUUUGUGCUACCGUUGCCUUGGUGACAAUCACUUAGGAAAUGCCUGCAAAUGGAACAGACAAUGUAAUAUAGACGGUUGCAAUGAGACCCACCACUAUUUGCUUCAUAGGCCAAGGGAUCCCUCUAAGGCACCCAGUAAGGAGAAAGAUGACAAUAUGAAGGUUGAGUCAGGACCAGGAUCUAAUACGGAGGGGGAUGACCAACGAAAGACAUAUGGAGCAACUCGAGGACAGGAAACAGAAUAUGUUGCUUUGCGAACAGUCCCAGUCAUUGUAAAGAAUGGAAACAAGAGGAUUCCUGUAAACUGUCUUUUGGACGAAGGCAGUGAUACGAGCUAUAUUAACGAAGAUGUUAUUGAGGCUUUGGGGUUGCAUGGAGCCAAAACGGAGAUUAAUGUGAAAGUGGCUAAUGAUGAAACAGUCUCUUUUAUGUCAUCAACAUUUGAUGUCGGGUUGGAAAGUACUGAUGGUCGCGUGGACACCACAAUAACAGUGCAAUCGUCAAAGAAAAUUUGUGGUGGUAUGAAACCAGUCAAUUGGAUAAAGAUUAAACACAACUGGCAGCAUUUACAGAAGAUUUACUUUCCCAAACUAGUAACUGGACGACGAGUGGAUAUUCUCUUAGGAGCGGAUCAUCACGAACUGAUGUAUUCAAUGAAAGAAGUAGUUGGAGAGCAUGGUCAACCAUCAGCAAGGCUCUGUCCACUCGGGUGGACAGCGGUUGGAAAAGUGAAUGGUACUGAAUCGAAUGGAUCCCAUCAUACUGGGUUUCAUCACACGUAUUUGUUGAAUCAAGACAAGCCAUCGAUUGAAGUUCAUCAAACAGAUAGGAAUCUUGAUGAAAUGCUUAAGCGGUUUUGGGAUUUAGAGAACAUUGGAAUCACACACAAAGAAUCUCCCAUUUUAGAGAUGACACCAGAUGAGAAACUUGCUUGGACAAAAGUGAGUGAAUCAGUGAAGUUCAACGGGCAGCACUAUGAAGUAGCAGUUCCUUGGCGCGAUGGUCGACCGAAGCUUGCACCUAAUAGUUCAUUGGCGAAGCAAAGGCUCGAUUCUACAGAACGAAAGUUACUCAAAGAUCCAGAAUUGGCAGUGGCUUAUCAGGGAGUCAUUAACGAAUAUUUAGAGAAAGGAUAUAUCAGACAAGUGCCCUCGGAUGAACCGAAACCAGAAUGUGAGUGGUUGUUGCCUCACUUUCCUGUUGUGCGACCGGACAAGAGCACAACAAAAGUUCGAAUUGUUUUCGACGCAUCGGCAACUUGCGAAGGGAAAAGCCUGAACACAGAAUCCCUACCUGGUCCUAAACUGCAAAGUGACAUUGUGGACAUAUUAGUGAAAUUUCGCAAGGAUCCCGUGGCUUUAGUCGGAGAUAUUAGCCAAAUGUAUCAUCAGUUGGUUCUCCUGCCAGAAGAUAGACCUUUGCACCGUUUUCUCUGGCGAAACCUCGAUCGAAGCAAAGAACCGGAAGUUUAUGAAUUUAUUCGUUUUGUAUUCGGAGGAUGUUAUUGCCCAUUCUGCGCACAGUUCACAUGGCAACAACACGCAGAACGACACGCUGACGAAUUACCCUUAGCCGCCGAAGCAGUUGGAAAAAAUUGUUACAUGGAUGAUUUGAUGCCAUCAGUCGAAAGUUCAUCACAAGCGAUUGAAACUCGACAGCAAUUGACAACGUUAGGAGAUAAAGCAAAAUUUCACAUUCGUAAGUGGAUUUCGAAUCGUCGCGAAGUGCUAGAAGAUAUUCCGGAAGAAGAUCGUGCAUCACAAAUCAACCUCGACCUGCAUGAAUUGUCAAGCGUGAAGACCCUCGGAAUUUCGUGGACUGCAACGGACGAUCAGUUCUCGUUUCACUAUUCUCCACCAGAGAAAGAAUUUGUCUACACGAAGAGGAACGUUCUUCGCUGUACCGCAACGAUCUUUGAUCCUUUAGGCUUUCUUGCUCCCUUCAUUUUGUUGGCAAAGUUAAUGAUGCAAAAAGCGUGGGUUCAAGGAUUGAGUUGGGAUGAGCAUCUCCCCGAGGAACAUCGUCGAACUUGGAAACAAUGGUUUGAAGAGUUGAUCAAAUUAUCUCUCAUUAAGAUUCCACGUUGUCUGAGAAAGAGCGUAGAAGUCGGACAUAUCGAGAUUCACACGUUUUCGGACGCUUCGGAAAAAGCGUAUUCCGCGGUUGUCUAUAUUCGUCAUGAAUAUAAGGACGGUGACGUAUCAGUCCGACUCGUAGCAGCAAAAACACGGUUAGCACCCUUGAAAACUAUAAGCAUCCCACGGCUUGAACUAAUGGGAGCGGUUAUAGGCCUUCGUUUAAGUAAACAAGUUUGUACGGCCUUGGAACUUCCUGUACAAGAUGUAACGUUUUGGAUCGACAGCACGACGGUUGGUUUUUGGAUCUGUGGACAAAGUCGAAAGUACAAGACUUUCGUGGCACAUCGGAUCGGUGAGAUUCAUGAAGAAACCAACCCUGUUCAAUGGAAAUACGUCCCGACAUCAUCCAACCCAGCAGAUCACGGUACACGUGGACUCACAGUCACUGAGUUGAAAGAGAAUGAACUUUGGUGGAACGGGCCAGAGUUUCUAAAAGAAUCACGCGACAAGUGGCCCGAAGAGAAAUUUGCAGAACUGAACGCCCAAGUUUUCGCAGAGAUGAAGCCAGAACGCAAGGGUGACGCAGUUUGUUUCAAUGCGACUCAAGAAGACGAAAGCGAAGAAGAAUGGCGUCUGAAACCUUCAAGAUUUUCAAAGUGGUAUCGCCUUUUUUUGAUUAAGAGAUUGGAGUUAGGACUGUCGUUAGUGCGGGUUAGAGCUUGGGUCCAUAGAUUCAUUGCGAACUGUCGAAAGUUGAAGAAAGAACGAGUCAGUGGAGAGUUGACCGCAAACGAAUUACAAGGUGUAGAAGAGAUCAUUAUUCGCGAAGCACAAAUGGAAGUUUAUUGUCAAGAGAUUACUGCACUAAAAGAGAAGAAGAGUCUUCCUAAAAGAAGCAGUAUUUUGAAUUUAACGCCAAUCUGGAAAGAUUGUCUUCUGCGUUCGAAUACGAGGCUUCGAUACUCUGAGGAUUUGAGCGAAGAGAUAAAAUAUCCAAUAAUUUUACCCAAGAGACAUCCAGUGACGAAACUCAUCGUGAAGUAUCACCACGAAAGCGAAGGGCAUCGAAUGGGCGUAAACUUCACGCUGAAUCAUCUUCGAGAGAGAUACCAUGUCGUUCAUGGCCGAGAAAUGGUAAAGAGAACGGCAAAAGAAUGCACAACGUGCAAACGGCGUUUUACCGGCAAACCAGGCGUGCAACAAAUGGCACCAUUGCCCAAUAUCAGAUUAGAAUUGACGAUGAAACCUUUCACGAACUGUGCAGUUGAUUUCGCAGGGCCCUACCUCACAAAGCAAGGACGAGGGAAGACAUGAACGAAACGAUAUUUGUGUCUAUUUCUUUGCUUGCAGACCCAUUGUUGCCACUUAGAAAUGGCAUGGUCGUUGGAAACAGACGGAUUUUUGCAAGCGUUCACCAGAAUGGUAUCGAGACGCGGUUGGCCUCGAACUAUGCUUAGUGACAAUGGUACCAAUUUUGUAGGAGGUCACAACGAGAUUUGUAAACUUGUUGGUGAGAUCGACAGAGAGAAGAUUAAAGCGUAGACGUCCAAUAAAGGGGUAGACUGGCGUUGGAAUCCACCGUUAUCACCGCAUUUUGGAGGCGUAUUCGAACGGAUGAUUCAGUCAGCCAAGAGAGCGAUCCAAGGAAUUUUAACUAACGCAGACGUAAGUGACGAAGAACUAGAGACAGUCAUUGUUGGAGUAGAGAGUCUGAUGAAUUCACGUCCUUUGACUCAUGUUAGCGGAGAUCCAAACGACGAACCAGUGUUAACACCAAACCACUUCUUAAUCGGUCAAUCAGGAGGUGAUGUUGCACCAGAGAGUGUCGACUACACACCGUUUAACUCCAAGAAACGUUGGAGGCGCGUGCAGGAACUUAUUCGCCAAACCUGGAAACGCUGGAUGCAAGAGUACCUUACAAGUCUUGGGUCCCGAUCAAAGUGGUUUAACAAACAAGAUAAUGUGAAGAAAGGAGAUAUGGUAUUAGCUAUCGAUCCAGGAACACCGAGACGACAAUGGAAAUUGGGAAGAUUGAAGCAGUUUAUCCUGGAAAGGACGGCAAUGUUUGUGUAGUGGAUGUGAGAGAAAAUGAUAAGAUCUACAGACGGUCGAUUGGACGCGUAUCACCACUGGAAUUUUGAAAUCAUGAGAAGACGGAUCACAAGAAAUCCGGGAGGGGGAGAUGUCGGAGCGAAAACGAACAGUUGACAAACUAACGCCAUUUUGGCGACAUAAAGUACAUUAAUUAGACGGAAAAAAGGCGGAAAACACAUGGCCGCGUUGAAGUUGUUAUUUAUCGUUUUUAUUAAAUAUUUGUUUUAAAAAACUAUGAAAUGAGUGAAUGUUUAGUGAACCAGCACGUAAAUGUAGGUCUCGACUACAAAUUAUUAAUACUGUAUUUUGUGUCCAGCAUUCGCAAAUGUAUUUGUUUCUCUGCUGUCGAAAAUUCACUGCUGGCGAGCAACGAUGCAAAUCAAUACAAGUUUUGAUAUAUUUCAGAUUCGACAGUUCUUGGUCAACGAGCAUGGCCAGAUAACGAAAUUGGAUAUACGCAUUGUCAUUGGCCAAUACCCCAUCACGUGUUCGGCCGUUUCACUCCCCUCUUUAUUUUUUAUUAUUUCUCCGCCUUAUUUUAAAUUUCGGAUCUUUCUCGGUCGCCCUUCGGAGUAUCAUCGUGUAACAUAAAUUAAUAUCAAAGAUGAACAUAAAUUAUUGCGCCUGCGAUACGCUAAUACCGCUUUCAACAUUCAAAAUGGCGGCCGAUGAAAAUUGAAAACAUUUACAUGUAAUUAAAAGGUUAGUAUAAAUUUACACAAGUAUUUCUGGCGUGCUCCCUUGCUUCAUUCAGUUCAUUGUUUCUUUCUCACCAAAAAGAGCUAGAGUUUCAGCAGAAUGCGCAAUUGCAAAUAUUAUGUGAUUUAUGGAACAAUAUGACAACAAUGACAGUGUCACAGUGAUGAUGGUGAAAUCACUCAAUCAGUGAUGUUGAAAAUUAUUUGGAUUGUAUAUAUGGGGAGACAGGUUAGUGUCAGUUGUAUGUCUUUUCAUAUGGUACAGAAAUGCCAGAUUGUAAAGAAAAAUGGUGGUGUUAAUGGACAUCUGAGCCCGUCUGAGGUAUGCCAUAACAUAAAAGUAUGUCUUUUGAAUGUAAAAGACCCAAAAUAUCACAUCCAAAAAUUUUUUUAUCUCUUUACAUGAAACUAGAAGUUACUAUCGCAAGGCAAGUGCUGCCUUACGACCAUAGCCCUGGGGAGUGAUUAUACCAAUAAACGUCAUUUACAUUUCCUUAUACAUACACUGUAUGAAUGAAUUUAUUUUGCUUAAAAAUAACGAAAUUACAACAUGCAUUAUUACUAUAUACUGUAAAGUGUAGUUCGGAUUUUCAUAUUUAUACAUGUGAUUGUUGGUACCAAUGUUUUAAACUGUCUCCACUUGUCAAAACGUCUAGAACAACAGAAUUAGGUAGAACAAACAUAUGUCUGUCACAUACGUGAUAUGAUUAGUUUUUUGCAAGUUUUAUAUUCUUUCCAAGUAAUGAUAGUCGAUCGAUCCAUUAGGGAAACAAGUGUUACCACAGUUUUUUUGUCCAAUAUGUAGUGUUUUCGUAUUCCUUUAGCAUUGUUGGCCAUCAUUAUUGUCCAAUAACUUGUUAGGUUACUGCAUGUACACACAAAGGUAUGUAGUAUCUUGACAUACAAUGUUAUAUGGUUACAUGGCAGAUUCCAUCCCAUGGCAUUAGAUUAUUUAGAUGUAAUAUCUCCACACAAUCUUGUAAAUCUGCAUUCUUGUUUUAAUGGAAAUACAUUUCUGUUAAUCCAGAAGUUCCCAUGUGAUGUAAUAUAUUUUAUGUGAUGUAAUACGGUAUAUCCACACUAUAUUUUGGCUGUAAUAACCAUUUGAUUUCACCCAGCAGUUAAUAAUAAAAUUGGCACCAUUCACAUCCAUCAGAAUUGCAAAACUAUAGAAAAAAAUAAUUUGUAGCAUGAGAUAUUAUAUGAGAUAUAGAAACAUAGUAGCACAUAAAUGAAUGAAAAUAAAGUAGGGCAGGGGGAGGGGGUUAAACAAAAAAAAACUUAACAUUUUUUGUCUUGCAAAUCAUAUUUUCAUACAUACAGCGAUAACAAGGAGUGUACAUUAGUUAUUAUAUAAUACAUUAAAUUAUUUAAAAGGGUAUAUAGUCAAAGUACAUACCAAACUAUAACUGGGAUCCAUAUAUGAAAUCCCCCUCUUACUCAAACUCAAUAGCUUGUUGUUCUGAAGGCACAGGUAGUAGCCUGUGCUAACUGAUCUAGCCUGUUUUCUUCUUCUUAAUCGCUUAUCGUUUUUGCUUGUUAAUCGUUCAUAUGUCAUUGGUUCAAUGACACAAGAUGCAAGUGAUUUUACUCUGCUAAUAGCAACAUAAGAAACUCCAGCAGUUCUUUCAGAUUUGCCAAUAUCUAUCCAUGCUUUUGGAAGUGUAAGUCCUUGGCUCUUGUGUAUUGUCAGAGCCCAAGCAAGCCUAAGAGGUAACUGUUGCCGUGCCCAUGCUUGCCCGGAUUCACUAUAAUUUGCCUUACAUGAAGUAUUAACACAAAUGAGCCAGGACCGGCCCUUAUAUACUACUAACCACUCAGCUCCGAACUUAAAGGAUAAAUUUAUAACGAGGGACAUAAAUUUUAGUACUAAUUAUAAUCUCAGAAAUGCUGAUAUAAAUCUUUCGAAUUCAGUUCCUAAACCACGUACUGAAUAUUUAAAAAAGAGUUUUGGAUAUUGCGGGGCUGUUCUAUGGAAUAGUUUACCUACGCAGGCAAAGCAAACAGAAUCUUUAAGUAGCUUCAAAAAUUGGAUAAAAGAAUGUGUGCAACAGAGUCAGGCAUCGAAUAUCUACGUAUUUGUUAUUCUGUGUUAUUCUAUUUCAUAUUUAAUUUAUAUUAGUUUUUAGAAUGUAAUUUGUGUGACGCCCCUCAUGAAAAUCAUCCAUGGGUGAUGAGGGAAGCGUGGUUAAAUAAAGUUCUACUAUACUAUACUAUACUAUACUAUACUAUACUAUACUAUACUAUACUAUACUAUACUAUACUAUACUAUACUAUACUGUACUGUACUGUACUGGACUGUAAUGUACUGUACUGUACGGUACUGUGCUGUGCUGUGCUGUACUCCACUCCGCUAUACUAUACUAUACUAUACUAUACUAUACUAUACCAUACCAUACCAUACCAUACCAUACCAUACCAUACCAUACCAUACCAUACCAUACCAUACCAUACCAUACCAUACCAUACCAUACCAUACCAUUGUAUAUCCCGAUAUGUCCAAUCAGUGUCACAUCACAGACAGGAAUAGGUUGCCCGAAAUGGGAUUCCCGGAAUUCCGCUUUCCUGGAACAGGACCGGUGACGUCACUUCCGGUCCCCCAAUUCCCCGCGCCACCCUGGGGGUCCUCUGCCUGCCGGUCACCUCCCCCACCGCACACGCAUUCACACGCAUGCACACGCAUGCACACGCAUGCACACGCAUUCACACGCACACGCAUACCUCCCCCACACAUUCGCCGCAUCCUCCGCAAGCCCGCCGCACCCACCGCGUCCCACACGCUUGUUGGAGUCUUGGUGGGGGGGGGGGGGGGGGUUGGUGACUUUUGUCAUUAUCUACAUCACAACGACAGCAUCGUAGGGCUUGUACUGAUUAUUCUGUGUGUUAUUUUUUGUUGAGUCCGUACGAGGGCAGAUUGAGAAAGAUUGGGAGGAAGGUAAGUGGUUUAUAGGGAAAUGUUUGUGUAUAAGUAAAAGUAUGGAUAACGCCUUCGGAAAGCCUCUUAAGAAGUAUCAGGAAAAUAUGGAUUUGUUUUUAGAGACUAUAAAAAGAGAUAUUUACAGGAAUCUGAGCAUUAUUUAUGUGGCGUACUUGGACUCUAUCGGUUGGAACUUUGAUGGACCAGCUCCAGGUCGGGAAUUAUUAUACGGCAUGGAUUCCCCAUUUGCAAAGACCGUUUCGGCAUACCACGAAGAGUUGCGUCCAACCAGGGAACCGAAGAAGAGGAGCAGGAACAUAUAUGGAGCUUUUUGAUAUAGCGGAAAAGGAGUACUUGGAUUUCCUUGCUUGCUUCAGGGGAACCUGAGGAGUUUCCCAACAAAAUAACUCUUCUGUUCCGAGGGACGUAAGCAUCAGCUUAUUGAUAUAGAUGAGGAAAGGAUGUGUCGUGAAUGUGGACUAGUGGUUGGUAGGACCCGUUACGUUUCCGAAUACGGCUGCUGGGACAGGGCAAUUAUGAAGCGUAAGCCAGCUACCAUCGACUCCAAGGUCUAUAGUUUUAUAUAAAAAGAAAGGGUGUGUCGGGGUAUGAGUUGUUUGGGAAAGGAUUGUCUGAGGUCAUAAAUAAAAUUGUUGUAGUUUGCGAGGCAGAGGAACCUAAGAGGAAGAGACUACCUAAUCUUAAUAUUAUUAGUUAUCAGGUAUGUAAACGGCUUGGUGUGGAGGUUAACAUGUCUCUACUUAAGAUUCCUAAGGAGAAGACUCCCCGCAAUCGGUGUAAGAAAAUAUUUAGAGCAUUGGGUUGGGAUCAUGUUGAAUAAAUUUUAAUGUUUAUUAACCAUUAAAAUUGAAGUAAUAGUCUUAGGGUAACGACAAUAAGGAGGACCUCAACCGUUAUCGGGAUCAAUAGACAGCUGAUCAGGCACAACCACAUUAGUUUCCGUGGUAUCUUCAUCGUUUUGUUUACCAUAUUUUUUUACUGUUGCGCUGGCAUAUCCGAUAUGGGUAUGUGCGCUCAUUGUGAUAUCACCCCGUUCGAUACCAACACCUAGGUUAAACAUUUUUCUCCUUUUAUGAUUUUUGUUGUGCUUCACCCUGUUUGCGGUUUCAUGUUUUGUGAACAGGCAUCCCAUUCUUUAUUUAACCGGAAAAAUAAAAUGCCAUUCAACAUGAUUAUCGUCGGUAUGACGGCCUGCGGGAAGACGCAUUACCUCAUUCAGGAGCUAAAGACGACGUUCUUCCACCAAUUUGCAAAUAUAUUCCUGAUUUGUCCUACCUAUCACUGGAAUAAGACCUAUGAUCAGGAUUUCAUUCAUGAGGACGACAAUUUCUUUGUUAUUCCCUGCCGGCAGGAUGACGUGGAGGAUUACCUUAAAUAUGUAGUGGACUUUAUCAGGGGAAGGGAAUCUCUCAUCAUUCUGGAUGAUUGUGCCAGCACUAAGUCUGUAAAGGACCGUACGGGGGAGUUGGUCGACCUUGGGUUUAGCGCAGAUCACAUGAGUAUUUCCACUAUUGUUAUUACUCAACAGCUGGCCUCCAUAGCCAAACCAUACAGACAGAACAUUUCGAAACAGGUGACUUUCUAUAAUCCGAAUAGGCAGGACAUGAGGAUUAUUUUGGAUGAGUACCUUCUUGUUGACAAUGCAGAAAUGAGAUCUAUUAAGGAAAAGUUGAAGGGGAAUAAGUAUGCUCAUCUUGAAGUGGAUUUGGUACAUCCAUUUAAUCAUGAAGUAAAAAUUCCUGUAUUAUAAUAAAGGGAAUGGAACAAGAACCGCCAAACGCAGAGAAUGCGGAGAUAGAGGACAGUAGGGCAGAGCUUAUUCGCCUGUCUAAUGCAGGAGAGAUUAAACAGUCCGAAAGUUACCUGAAGAAGGCGUCCAGGAAGGUUAUCAAGAAGAUACGGAGGGAAUAUAUCGUUGCACAGAGGGAAAAGGCAAACGUGGUGCUGGCAGAGGCUUUGAUUGAAAAAUUUUCGGAUCUCAUGGAAGCUAUCAGUAUGGUGGAUAGUGGGAAAGAAUUAAGGGAGGAAUUAAAUCAGGAUAAGCUGUUUAAGAGUGAUGUUAAAAGUGUAGUAGCAAAGCUGUCCCCAUACAUACCCAACCUUGGUAUUGUUAGCGGUGGAGUAACGACGGUAAAGCAUGUCUAUCGGAGAACACCUGAACAACCUCCUUCUGAAGAAGGACCGGAGACUGAUGAUCAAGCAUAAAAAAAUUUUCCAAACUCUGUUGAGUAUCGAAAAACUGUGGUUUUCGAAUAAUUUAGUACUUUAUUCCAGCAAGUUGUCCGUUUGUGAUCUUGAUAACACCGUCGGAAAGGACGAACAAGUAACAUACAACGCCUGCGUUGUGGCUUUCUUUGUGAUUUCCACUAAUAUCCCGGAUUGGGUGUUCUGGUUUCCCUAGGUUGUUUCUAAACCAGGAUUUUGUAUUGCUGUUCUUAAAGUCGACGACUAAAGCCAUACUAUCCGGCACGAGAACGGAGUCGGUUUUUAGCUUUGGAAUAUUAACAUAAAUUUCUUCUCCGGGUUUGGCAGAAUUGGGAUUGAAGGUUAGAACAUGUCUGGUCCUAUCCCCAGUAAUUUCCGUCCUAUUCAUGCGCCGGAAGUUAAGCAUAAGUUCAGCUGUCCGGUCCAUUAUGUUUUAUUAUAGUAUAACUGAUUUCUUUCGUUUACUUUGUAGGUACUUGUAUAUAGCUCCGGCAAUUAGGAUUGCUACGAUCCAUAGGUUUUGAGCAAGGAAGGCGAGACCUUUAGCUCCCCAGCUUAGGAUAGUACUUAGUAGAUUUAGGAUAGGUACUAGGAUUGGUAGUGCGGAUUUUGCAAGAUUUGCCAGUGCUUUUCCUACGGAUCCUAAUCCUUUGGAGGCUCCUACGAUGGUUUUCUUUCCUGUCACUACGACUGUAGUGAUAAUUCCAGCGAUAGAAAUGGCAAUGGCGGCUAGUGCGCCUAGGUUUUCCUUUGCCCAUUUGCGGAAUCUUUCGAAUUUUGUCCUGAUAUUUUCUCUUACUAUUUCCCUAUACCUGUGUUUUCCCUCCUCCGUUUCGGGUUGCUGACCCAUCUCUGGGUUGGCGUUAUCUAUACCCUGUUCGGCAACAUCCAUGCCCUCUUGCAUAAUCUGUCGUCUUUCGGGAUCUGUUUCGAGUUCUAUAAUGGUUUCGAAUACUUUCUUCUGUUCCCUUAAGGCUUUAAUCCGGACUUCGGGGGGUCCUUUGGGAGAGGUUACUCCCGCAAAUUCUCUCCUCUCCUGUGUGGUUAUUUUCCCCCUUUCCCCUAACUCCCUUGCGUGUUCCACAAGGUUGUCGACUGCGUUGAUGACUUCCUGGCGGAGUUCCUCCUCAGCGUCUUCGAAAAUCUCUUCCGCGUUUACUCCUGAUUCUUCUCCUCCGGUCUCCUCUUCGACUACACUUUUGGCUCUUUCCCUGUGUUCGGUGAGUGCUUUUUCGUAUAUAUUAAGGAAUUUUCUUGAUGAUGCGGUAGCCUUCUUAUUUUCAGACAUUUUGUAGGUACCACCCCUAUCAAUGUAUGCAACAUCAGCCCCGUUAAGUGUUAACUUGUUUUUAGUGAUGUCUAAACUGGAUAUAAAUUCCUUAGAGUUUCGUCCGUCGGUCGGAUCUAUUCGAUACUCAGUUUGGAAAAGCCUCCUGACGUAUUCUAUCUUUAUAUCAUCAAAUUUUCAGUUCGUCUAACUGCCUCUUCCUUUUCCUGUAGGAAUCGUCCUUAUUCUCCUCACGGAAACUGGAGGUUUUUGCAUCGUCUAGUCUUUGAUCGUCGUCUAGUCCUGAAAGAAAGUCAUCCUCGUCAAUAGGUGUAUCAUCGAUAAUUGUCUCGUCCUCACCCCCUUCGGCUCCUUCCGGUCGUUUAAGGUUGUCCAGCUCUAUGUUAUCCUCCAUUUUUAUUUAAGUCUAAAGAUAAUUCUUGUUCAUAAUAUCUUCCUAGAAUAUCCUCCCCAUCCUCAGGAUCCUUAAGGCUGUACAUGUUGGGACCUCCCCGGAACACCGCUGUAACGACGUAUACUUCGUUGUCAAAAUUGGGUUCGUAUCCCUUUUCGAAGGUCUUGUGCUUUAUUUCCACCCUCACAUGAUCCCCGACUUUAAAUUUAGGAUCCGGAAAACUGCUUAGUGGAUAUCCGUAGAUUCUUGUCCAAACUUCAUCCUUGUUUUCCUCAUUCACAUCCGCUGGUUUCAUUCCUAUUGUUCUGUGUGUGGAAUUAUUAUAGGAUCUAACGAGAGCAGGUAAGAUGUCCACCCAAACUUUCGUCCUGUUUUCCGUAUUUCCACAGUAAGUAUUUCCACAUCCUUGUUUUCAGAGUCCUAUUGAAUCUUUCGACGAAUGCAGCUUUCCGGAAGGUUCUUGUGGAAAAGUAGUGAACAUCAUGAUCUUUUAGUAACGUCUUUACUCCCACAUUGUAAAAUUCCUUUCCAUCGUCAAACUGUGCCGUUUUAGGAUACCUACCGAAUCUUUCCUUAAAUUGUAUGAGAAUAUUUUCGACAACCUUUGACAUGCUUUCGGUAUUUUUCCUCCAUACGGGAACAGCAAAGGCAUAUCGACUCAGGACCUCUAUGACAGUUAGGAUCCAACGGUUUCCCUUAUUCCCGUGGCUAAAUUUACUCAUAUCCACAAGGUCCAUUUGAAUUUGCUGUGCAAGUCCGUCCACAUAGGUCCUCUGGGUCUUGUAAUGUUUUCUGGACGGUUUGUGAAUAAUAUAGCUAUUUUGUGUCUGUAACCAUUCUCUAACAUUUUUCCGGCUAACUCCCUUUAUACCCUCCUUCUUUGCACUUUGGUAUAAUUUUUCCAUCGACAUGUACCCACCGUUAACGUUAAAGUAUAUUUCCCGGAGAGCUACAUCCAGUUCCAAACUCAUUUUAUUACCUGUAAAUAAAACAUGAAGAAGAUAACAGUCUAUGUUGAAGACGGAGGGGUUACCCUGGAUUUACAGGAUCCACUGAUCCUUACUCACGAAUCCGAACUUUAUGUGAAGACUGCUGCUGUGUUUUGGAAUUAUAAGAAUAUUCGUAAGGUUCAAUGACUACAUUUCCGUAGAUGGGAAGAAGAUUAUGAUAGAUGAAGGAUACUGGACCUUUAAACAGCUUAGGAAAGAGUUGGAGGAAAACGGAUUAACACUUAAGGAAUAUCCCGAUGGAAGGAUAAGGAUCGACUUUGCUAAGGGGACAAAUUCCGCAGGACUCCGGAAUCUCACGAGUAUUCUGGGAUAUCGGUCCUCCAAUGGUCCUACAUACACCCCACACAUCAGCGAUCGUCCCGUAGACAUCCAUGAAGGCUUGCGAUAUCUCACAGUCAGCUGUAACCUUGUGAAUCGUGAGCAUAACAUCGGACCGUACGGAAAUAGGAGUACCGUCAUCACUUCCCUUCCCAUCGAUGGAACAAGACCUCUCUUUGGAACCACAACGAAAUACAAUGACAUUGAAAGCCAAGUACGGGUGGAUGCUGGUAAAUAUAUGUAGUGAAAUCCGGUUUGAAAUUGGAUCUAAUACUGGAAUCAUCCCUGGAGAUGUCUUGUUAGAACUUUAUAUCAAAUAAAAAGAUGAGUGAGGAAAUCUUUCGAAACUACUACGGAAAGAAUUACGAGAAGGUUAAGGCGGCAGUACCCGUUGAAAUCCAGAAAAUGAAGACAAACUUCAUGAAACAAUAUCCCAAUGCAACCCUAUCCAAGUUUGACUUUGAGGUCACCUUCGCCAAGGAUGGAACCGUGGAAUCCAGAGACAUCUUCUAUAAGGUGGAUGAUCUCACAAGCUAUGAUAUUACAUCCGGCAUAUUCCACACAAAUCCGGAGUGGACCAAGUACCUUCACUGGGUAGAGGGGUGGCGUAGUGUUCGAACGGAUGCAAUCUUUCGUCCGAAUAAGAACCUUAAGAUGGAUAUACAUACCUUUAAGGUCUAUGUUACUGAGACGGAAAGUUUCCCAACAAAAUUGGAGCCUAUUAAACCAUCAUACGACAAACCUCCCGAAACCUUCAUCAACACUGUACCCUUCGGUUACCACUCAAAUUCCUACUUCUGCUCUUUAGCGGCAUGUUACGUUGCUAUGUUUAAAUCCGGAAUUUCCGGGGACCACCUUACAAACAAUUUUCCCAAUUCACACUCCAACAUAGUAACCUCCAUUGUUCGCUUCCAUUUUCAUUUGCAAUCCCAAACUACUGGACCAAUAUCUUACAGGAGAUGAUAUACGAACCAUUAGGAAGUACAUGCCUGUACGUGAGACAUGGGUUAGGAGGACCGUCUCUUCCCACGCAAACAUUGGGACAUGGUACCAUGGCAUACCUGUGAGUGAACAAAAAAGAAUACGGCGUCAGAAGUACCAUUUAACCAAAUAUGGAGGUUCAUUUAUCGAAUAUGAAUACCUGACCGGUAGGUCACCCUUUGAUGUUGAAAAAGAUUAUAAAACCCUUAUUCCCAAAACAUCCCGGGGACUUACCAAAGUUGGACAGAAAUUAUUCCAACAAUCGAUCAAAGCAUUUGUGUACUCUGUUCUGGGGGCACAGGCCAAAACCCGAUGGAGUAUUAUGGGACAGGGUGCAAAAAGUCUGCAGACACAGGAGGUUUUCCGUAAGGUGGUAGAAGAUACAAUUGUACAAGACGAUGUGACAGUUACCAUCUCCAACAUGAGGACGGCUAUUGCUAAUACCCAAGUCGUCCUAAAUUUUGCAAUCAUGCCAGGUUUUAUCCUAAUCCCUUCAGAUCUGAGGAUUUUAAUGAAACCUAUUCCGGGAUUCAGCAAUGUUUUAACGGUAGCUAAGAAUGGGAUGAUGUUUGGGAAAAAUGAGAAGCUAAAUUAUACUAGUAAUCCUGUUCCUACCCCCACAAAUAAUAUAGACGAAAGCCAUGACAUUACACCAACCCCAACCGUGGAGGACUUUAAACCCCCCAGAACUAAGGCAGAAGUCCGAUACCCACAAUAUUGCUCUUGGGACAGCGGCAGUGACGUCCUUUGGACUUGCAUACCUAGUCUUUCGACAUUAAAUAAAAUGAGCAUCUUACUCGGGUACGAUUACUUUGAUACAACAGCAGAAGACCUAGAUAUCCUAAAACGGAAAUUAACAGUAGUUGAAAAGGCACAGCAGGGAAACACGGCAGAAGUUGUUAAACAUGCAAACGACAUCGUAAGGUUGAAUAGCCUCGGGAAAAAUCCGGUACAGUACGAUUUUACACAAACACCUGGGUAUCCACCCGGAUUUCUUCAAACACCCACCAUUACAGACACCGAUAAGAAGAAUGCAAAAUUUAUGGUAUUCAGUGUCAGUGGUAAUGAAAUAAAUUAUUCGAGUUCAUCCCCUCUGUACGGAUUCUACGAAGCGAGUAGGGGGGCGAUUGUUAUAUUUACAGUUGACCAGAGGAGUAAAAUUAUCCGGACAUCCUUUUCAUUCAUAGUUACCAGCACAAACAUCCAGAUCCGUGGUGUUGAAUUUAAGAACAUAGAUUCCACCGGGAACGUAACCAACAGAACAGAAGCUACAACCGUAAAUUUCUUCCUCCUAACAACAUAAGAUUUUUAAAUCUUUUCGUAAAAUUUAAAAUAUUUGUGUUAAUACAUAAGCACCGCCAACACCCAGUAUACCCACUGUCAACACUGCGUAUCUUUUCAUUUCAUCCGAUGGUUGAUAGUAAUCCUCCAAUUUCGGUCUGCGCUGAGAUGCUGUACUAUCCAUAAGCUUCGUAUAAUCCCUAAGGUCUUCCAGUGCCCUGUUUGUUUCCUCGAUAUCCUUGUUAGCAUCCAGAUCUCAGCCCUCCGUCUUGUCUCGUCGUUCCUACGCUUCACCUCAGAUUCGUAAAACUUCUCCUUGGCUUUUGCAAGCUUCUCUAAGGCUUGGUUAUGUCUUUUUACCUCUUCCUUGUAGCCUUGCCCAUUCAGCUUGGAGAAUAGGAAACCGGCUCCGGCAAAGGCCACAGCAUUAAAAAGUCCUCCUACCACAACAGAUGUCAUCCUUUAUUGAUCAAUCAUUUUUGGGAUGUAUCCCUUAUCCUUAAGAUAUCUUAUGGUGAACGCACUUCCGGCUACGGCAACGGCAAGCUUUGCUGCUCCUUCUAGGGUCAUCGGUGCACCGAGGCUUUUUCCGGCAACCGUUUUAGCAAGGUAGGAUAUCUCAACGACUCCGGUUGUCAGUAGUGCCGCAUCGUACAGUUCGUUGAUCACUUCCUUCUUCGUGUCGGUCAUUAUGUUUUUUAUUAUAGUAAAACUAUUUAUCCUUUAGCUUCUCUUCCAGGAUUAGAGAGAAUCUUCUUUCCAGGGUGUCAAGCAUCCUGUCUUCACUUUCCUUGCGUUUGGCUUCCACUGCCUCGCGUUUGGCUUCUUCCACCUCAAGCGUGUGGAUGUAAAUAAGAUAAGUUCCGGCUGCUAUGGAGAAGGUUAGUAUGUCCAGGAAUAACUGCGACAUUGUUUUAUUAUACUCAGUCAAACAGGUCGGGACCCCUUGGUGCGAUAACAACGGGUUCCGGCUCCUCUACAAUCUUAUUUUCCUCGGGUUUCUCGUCCUUCUUCCGACUACUGUACCACAUGAAGUAAAGGGAUCCGAGCCCUACGGCUAUACCCACUACCAAGUCGACUCUCUCUAGGGUAACUAUUGACUCCUCAUUUUCGGAUUCUUCAAUCAGAACAUUUUGCUCCUCUUCUUUGAUAGCUUCAAGCUGUUCCUUCUUUCUUACUUUUGCUUCCUUACUGAUUUUAGCAAGCCUACGCCCGCCUCCACCCUUCUUGGAUCCUUGACGUGGGUCUUUACUGGAUUUGUGACGGGUACUGCUGUUGUAUCUGGGUUUACUUCCGACAUGGUUUCUUUUUAUUUAUAGUAGGAUUUAACUAACUUGUAAGUAAUCUUAAAUCCAGUCAGAGGUAUCUCACGAGUAGAUCUGAAUAUAUCUGGGUUAACUUGCGAGUAGAUCUGAGUCAACUUGUGAGUAAUCUUAAACCUAGUCAGAAGUACCUCAAAUUCAGAAUCAACAGUCUAUAGACAAGACUUCCUACAUAUAAACAGCAAGAACCAUGACAGUGCUAAAUUCAAGACCCACCAUCGUCAGGACAAGCGGAAUGUUUAAACUUUACUUUUACUGUCCGGAAAAAAUGAGUCACAUCAAGAAUAUGUGUGAAAACACAAACUAUGAGGACAUGACGUUAGCCUUUGCAGACGUAAGCAUACCCAACCACAGUGUGGAAAAGAAGAUCAAGUUUGGGGAAGGGUGGAUGGGAAGGGACGCAGGAAUCGUAUGUGCACUUGAUUACUACGAAAACCCAAAGGGUAUAUAUGUUCUGGUCGAACUACCAUACGACAUCGGGAUAAACAACUGUCGGUUAGAAAGUCCUGAAGACACAGUACAGCUUGGGGAAACUACGGAAUUUGUAAACAAUUGGUUCCAGGGAAGCGUAGCCCUUUCAGAUUUUCAUGAAUGGCAGGUGCAAUAUAAUGUUGCAUGGGAAAACUAUACGGAAGAGGAAAAGAAAAUACAGAAAGAUAAGGAAGAUUACGGAUGGGCCCACGAGGAACACAAUCCGGACAAAGACGUACCGGUAAGGGCUGGUAUAGACAACGUCCUGCUCGGCAAGGAAGCCUAAGGUUCCCCAGGUAGUGACCUGGUGAGGUCUUCAGGUUAAGGGGCGCAGGUGCGGACGCCAUGUUCUACAGGCGGAAUCAACAACCUAUCUAUAGGCAAGGCUUCCUACAUAUAAACAAGUAGUAUCAUGAGACAAUUCACCAGAAGGGAGGAAAUCAGGGUCCAACUCUACUUUAACUGUCCGGAAAGGAUGGAUCAUAUUGAAAGGAUGCUUAAACGGGUGGAAUGCAAGGAUAUUGUGUUUAUCAUAGAGGUCGGUGGCGGCUACGGUCCGGCAAAGCUUAAAGUUAAGUUCGGAAGGGGUGGAUGGCAUGGGAAAGGGUGCCGAAAUCCAUGCUGUAAAUAACCUUAGGGGAGAACCAAAAAGGUAUUAGGGUUUCAAUCACCAUUUCGGAAUCCAUACAAGUGUACGGUUGCUGUAUCGAAAACCAGAAGGAUAGAAAAGAUGGAAUCUGUCUAGGUAUACCGGAUGGUAUCAGCUACCCCUACACCCACAUCUACCCCGAUCUCCAGCACAUGGAAGAGCGACGGGAGGAAGCGGAAGAAAUUAAUGAAGUACACAGGGAGAUGACGGAAACAUCGGAUGAGGUACUGGACUGGGAGGAAGAGAACCUAAACGAUAUGCAGAUGGAUGCUGAAAUGGAAGAAGCCCUUCAGGAUCAAGCUGACCAAGGUCGCCAGGUAGUGACCUGGCGGGGUUGUAAAAUCCAAAGACGCAAUUGCGAACUUUUUCCGUACAAACAGAAUCAACUUUUCCAAAAUAAAUCCUAUAUAAUAAAAGGACACCUUCCUAUACGUCCGAUUCUGUGGACAUUUUGUGAACUCCAUUGCUUUUUCAAACCUUAUAUGUCUGAAAAACAGAAUCAACCUUAAAACCACUUUAUAGAUAAACUUUGUUAUAUAAUAAAAGCAAUGGAGUUUACCAGACAAAGUGCUCCAAUUUCGGACAAAAAAUUCGCAUCCAUUGAACGAAUGAGGACCAACGUCCUCGAGAAGGCCAGGGAGAGAGGCCUAGAAAUAGAAGGAAAAAUUAACAACCAUUUCGACGAACUGCUCAAGAAGGAGAAGAGGAAAAUCGUCGGAAAGGAAGUUAAAUCGGCAGCAAAACAAUUCCAAAGACGAAGGAGACAAACCGAGGCCGACGCAAAGAGGGAAAUAAGGGAUGCAAUGAAAUGGAAGAGCGACAUCACCAAAGAAGAGAAAAGACGUCGGAAGGAAGUUACGGACUGGAAAGCCGAGGCUCAAAAGUGGGAAAAGGAGACCCAGCGCCUGCGACGAAAUGCAAGGGCUCGGGAAAGGCGAGCCGAGGAAAACCGUAGGAUCGCAGAGGGUAAGUGGAAAGGUAAGAAGAAAUUUGCCAAACUCCAGUUAAAGGUGGGUGACAAGCUUAGCAAAAUCUGGAAAAAAACGAGGGAAAUCUUGAAACCCAUUCUAGCCAAGCACGCCAUCAAUAAAAAAGUAAAAAAGUACGUCAUUACCCCAAACGGUAACUACGACCCAGCCUACUUCCUAACCAUCACGGAAGACGAGGUUAAAACACUCAUAAACUCCGAAACGGAACCCAGAAACGUAAGAAUGUCCUUAGCCUGUGAAAUGGUAAGGAGCGACCCGAAAACCGGAGAGGAAGUGUCAACCAUCGCCCACUUCGGAUCGAAAAACCAUAAACUUACCGGUACGGACGAUACGGAAGAAACCCAGGGUAUCAUGAGGGAAAAGAUGCUGAAAUCCUUUUCGGGAUACCAGAGAGGGGCAGUGGAUGGAGACUACAAAGGGUUACCCAGUUGGAAAUCCACAUUGGAGAGUUCCGACCACUUAGGGGUAAGAAACACGAACCACUACCCAAAUCCAUAGCCGACAAAAAGGCAAUCAUGAACAUGAAGAACGACGACGACGAGUGCUUCAAGUGGGCCGUCACACGUGCCUUAAAUCCCGUCGACAAAAAUUCGGAAAGAAUUUCAAAGGAACUUAGAAGACAGUCCGAAAAAUUAGACUGGGAAGGGAUUGAAUUCCCAACACCCCUAAACGAUAUCAAAAAGGUCGAAAGAAACAACAACGUUUACGUCAACGUGUUCAGUGUCGACGAAAGUUUCAAGGUCUACCCCCUACGAGUAUCAAGAAAAACCGACCCCAUUGGACUCUUCCUAUGGAAAAACCACUAUAGCGUUGGAAAAACACCUGGAAUUAUGCUCGAACAACGACUACCAAAGGCACGAAUAUCCAAAACCCGGAAGCACCACGAAAUUCGAAAACCACGAAAGAAUAAAGGAAUUCCCAAUUGUCGUAUACGCAGACUUCGAAUGCUACAUCAGCAGAUUAGAUGCAGAAGAGAAAAGUUUAGACAGGUUGAGUACCACACGAUACCAGAACCACAACCCCAGCGGAUUCUGCUACUACAUCAAGUGCUUCGACAACUCCAUCUACAAACCCAAGCUGGUACACCAUACCCAAAAGUACGAGGGGGAAGACAGCACCAAAAAAUUUGUGGACCUUCUCGAGGAGGAACCUGCGAUAUCUACAACAAGUUCAAGUUCAAAGAGCCCGUCAGAAUGACUCCCAGAGAUACCAAAAAUUACAAAGGAGCAACCACCUGCUACGCGUGCGGGGAAGAAUUCACCCUAAAGGACUACAAAGUCAACGAUCACUGUCACUACACGGGUAAAUACAGAGGUGCAGCACACAACUCGUGCAACCUCAGAAUGAAACAACCGAAAUUCAUUCCCGUCCUAUUCCACAACCUUGAAGGGUAUGAUGCCCAUUUAUUCGUCAGAAACCUCGGAGUAAGCAGCGGGGACAUCAAAUGCAUCCCAAAGACGGAAGAAAAAUACAUAUCUUUUACCAAGGAGGUAGAGGUUGAUAAGUUCAUAAAUAAGGAUGGUAAGGAAAAGAAGGUUAAAAGGGAAUUAAGAUUCCUGGACUCCUUCAAAUUUAUGGCAAGCUCUCUAGACAAACUCACCAAGGGUCUAGGUAAGGACAACUUCAAAAAUCUGGACCUAAUGACAACUCACUACACCAGGGAGCAACAAGAAAUGCUCAAACAAAAGGGUGUAUGCCCCUACGAGUAUAUGGACGGAUUCGACAAACUGGAAAAGACGAACCUCCCGCCCAAGAGCAGAUUCUUCAGCAGUCUUACCGGCGAAAACAUCAGCCACACCGACUACAAGAGAGCACAAAACGUAUGGAACACCUUCAGCAUGAAAACCAUGAAAGAUUACCAUGACCUUUACCUUAAAACGGACGUCCUCCUACUAGCAGACAUAAUGGAAAACUUCAGGAAGGUAUGCAGGACAAAUUACGGACUCGACCCCCUGUGGUACUACACAGCGCCAGUACUUGCCUGGGAUGCCGCCCUAAAGAUAACCGGAGUAGAACUGGAGCUUAUUUCUGAUCCAGACAUGUACCUACUCAUAGAAAGGGGAAUCCGCGGAGGAAUCAGCACCAUCACCAAAAGACAUGCUAAAGUAAACAACAAAUACAUCGGACUCUCAAAAGUACCAGAAAGCGUCAUUCAAUGUCUAAAAAAGUUGGACGUAACCAUUCAGCAGGAUCCUAGGGACCUGAACGGAAAGCUGGACGCCUUCGAAGUCGAGGUGGAGGACACUAUGAAAGACCACGGUGAUGCGUACGUCGAAUUUGUUAACCGGUACCUCAACAAAAACCUCACAAAAUGGGUAAAAGGUAUUAACCGCAAAGAUGAAGAUCAAUCCAUAUACCUCCCCUAUCUGGAUGCAAACAACCUCUACGGAUGGGAAAUGAGUCAGCCCCUACCCAUCAAGAAUUUCAAAUGGAUGAACGACAACGAGUUGGAAAAAUGGAAGGAACACGGUUGCAUCCUCGAAGUGGAUCUCGAAUACCCCGACGACCUCCACGAUCUACACAACGAAUACCCCCUAGCACCAGAAAGGAUAAUGGUCAACAAGACGGAAAAGCUCAUACCCAUGCAACCUCAGCAGCAAAGAAAAAUACGUACUUCACCACACAAACCUAAAACAGUACCUGAGCUUGGGGUUGAAGUUAACCAAAAUACAUCGAGGAGUUAAAUUUACCGAAAGGGACUGGAUAAAGGAAUACAUCCAGCUUAACACAGACCUCCGAACCAGGGGAACCACAGACUUUGAAAAAGAUUUCUUCAAACUCAUGAACAACUCCGUAUUCGGAAAAACCAUGGAAAACGUAAGGAAUAGGGUUGAUAUCAGAAUCACCAACAACGAAAAAAAAAUGGAACAAGCUAGCCAAAAAGCACAACUUCAAGUCGGUAACCAUCUUUUCCGAAAAAUUAACCUAGUGGCAGUUCAUAUGAGGAAAACCUCCGUAAAACUGAAAAAACCCAUAUACCUAGGAAUGAGUAUCCUGGACAUCAGCAAAACCCUCAUGUACGACUUUCACUAUAACUACAUCAAACAAAUGUAUGGAGACAGGGCCAAACUCCUAUUCACAGACACAGACUCCCUAUGCUAUGAAGUUAACACUGAGGACUUCUUCAAGGACAUUUCCAAAGAUGUCUAUGAAAUAUUCGAUACCAGUAGCAUCGGUAAAAGCCAUCCCUCCGGAAUUCCAAAUAGUGUUAACAAGAAGGUUAUCGGAAUGAUGAAAAUAGAAACAGGUGCAAAGCAGAUCGAAGAAUUCAUAGGACUCAGGGCGAAACUGUACGCUUACAAAAUGGCGGAGGACGGGGAUGAGGAGAAAAAGUGUAAGGAUGUUAAGAAGGCAGUCAUUAAAAAGGAAAUAACAUUCGACAACUAUAAAGAAUGCCUCUUCAGCGGUGAGAAACAGUGGAGGGGAAUGAACGUCUUCAGAAGCAGACUGCACGAAAUAUACACGGAAAGAGUCUUCAAGGUAGCACUAUCGGCAAGCGACGACAAAAGGAUAAUUAACGAAGACGGAAUACACACCACAGCAAUAGGACAUAAAAAACUAAGACAGUGGGAAUCCCAGCAGACCAGUUUUAAUAUUCGCAGGAACAUUAAAAUUUAAAUGGAUUUGGAUUUAGAGACAAUGGAUUUCGAUUUAUUAAAAUAAUUACAUCGCAGCUUUACAGCUGAAUUGCGUAAUUUACAAUUGGCUAAUUGGACAAGAAAAUUUGAUAUAUUACAUGAAUAAUUUACUAUUUUAAUAGUGAUUACAGUAAAAAGUUUAAAAGGUUAAUUUACUCAAUAAUUGUAUGUGUAUUUUACUCUAACAAUUGUAUGACUAUUGUAAUUGUAACUACGAUAAAAAGUUUAAAAGGCUAAUUUACACUAAUAAUUUUAUGCGAACAUCCAAUAAAUAAACAUCAAGUUUCAAGCGCUACACAUAGAGAAGAUAAAUGAAUUCAUUGUUCUAAUAGUCAUGAUUUGUGGGGGCUUGAAGUUCCUUUCGUUUCUCAGGUUAUAAUUCGUGUUAUAUCUUGCUGGUAAUAAGCUAUUAAGUUUGUGAUCAGGAUUAAGAAUAAUAGACUUAAAAAGUUUGUCACAUAAAUAUUCAUGAUGAUCCUUCAUGGACUUAAUAUCUAAUCGUUCCAAACCUGUUAGAUAGUCAACAUCCGGCAUAAUAAUUGAUAUAGCUCUUUUCUCGAGACGCACUCAUCAUCAGCUAAAAACAAUCAUCAGCUAAUUUAACUCAUUGAAAUCUGUCGGUGAGAAAAUCAAUUAUCCAGUUUAUAACACUUGGAGGUAAUUCCAAUCUGCUUAGUUUAUCAAUCAGUAUACCGUGGUCGAUUAAGUCGAAUGCUUUACGAUAGUCAAACAGAAUUGUCCUAAUGGUUGAGCCAUUUCCAUCUGUUCCUAAAAACCAGUGAUGUAACAUAUUAAUUAGCGCAAUAGUAGUAGAUGAAUUCGGGAUUGUUCCGUACUGGUUUGGGUCGAUAACUUUUAGAAUGGCAGGCUUCACGUAAUCCUCAACCACAAACCCCUGCGCAACCUUGGAUACGCUAGGGGUUAACGAGGUUGGUCUUAAAUCUUUCUUUAGGUCCUUAACCGGCUUCUUCUUGGGCAGUGGUGAUACAUCUGCCAUCUUCCAGCAUGCAGGCAAUUGCUGUUCACGAUAUGAAGUAUUAAUAAUAUUCAUAAUUGGGAGAGCAACAAUUCUGGAAUAAUCUCUUAAGAGCCAAUUUGGAAUGUUAUCAGGACCAGACGCUUUUCCAGGGUUGAGUUUUGCUAGGGCCUUCUCUACGCGCAUUUCUGUCACAGUGAAUCCAUGUACUCCCUUAUUUACCCGUAGACGGACGCAAAAGCCUCUUCCAAGGUUUCGCCUUCCUUUCCCUCAGAUAUACCCCCUCCUGGAGUAGUACCUGAACGGAUACCAUAUCCCCAGACACAUAUAUGCUCGGAAACCUAACCAACGCACCCAGAUAAAAAUUAAAUGAUUGCUGGUGGGUUUCAUGGGAUCUAUAUCCCCUCCCCCAUCACUAUACAUCUCCGUGGUCUUGUCGAUUUUUGCGUAUAGGACGGGUUGCUUCCCACUCCGAUAAAAGCAUCUUAUGGCUUUUGUUCCGGACUUUCCAACCUCUUCGGCACAUCUCUUCUCCAAUACUUCCAGGGCCGAUAUAAAAUCCUUAUGGUUUCCACCCGCCAAUGGGAUGGUGAAGUUCUCCUUCCCAAACUUCUUGUCCUUAUUAAUCCCGUUAGCAAAACAGUCCUUCAGUUGGAGUAAUAGGGGUCCGCCGUCCUCCGCCACAAGUCCAAUACUUUCGGACCCAAAUCUGUUUCCGACGGGUUCCUCAAAGUCAAAUGAAUUUCCAGAAAAUCCCUCUAUCUUUGUUAUUGAAAUGGACAUUGCUGUUUUCUUUACAGGAACGCUUCCCUUUAUAUUGA